Molecule: messenger RNA, 1929 nt
Organism: Parascedosporium putredinis
Lineage: Eukaryota; Fungi; Ascomycota; Sordariomycetes; Microascales; Microascaceae
Source: the annotation of a GenBank genome assembly
AUGGGACGUUCUCUACUCCAGUCCGCGACCAUCGUGCUCGCGCUCGUCCUGCCCUUUGGCAGCGCGGCGCCCCGCGGCCUUCAUAAGGCGCGCGUGAUCAAGGAGCCCGGCGAGCUCGAGGAAUCCUACGACUACGUCAUUGUCGGUGCUGGCACUGCCGGCCUCACCAUUGCCGACAGGCUCACGGAGGACGAGGACGUGACCGUUCUCGUGGUUGAAUAUGGACUGUUGAGUGCGCGACUCCCCAAGAUCGCGACCGUCCAGGGUGGUUUCAGCGGCAUGGACUCGGCUUUCAUGUUCCCGACCCAAUCCGUCCCGCAAGUCAACCUCGGAAACAGGCGGACCGCGGUGCUGGCUGGCAAGGUUGUCGGCGGCAGCUCCGCCGUCAACGCCAUGAUGACGAUCCGCGGCUCCAAGGGCGAUUACAACCGAUGGGGCAACUUCUUCAGCGACGAGUCCGAAUGGAGCUGGGAGGGCCUCCUCCCGUACUUCAAGAGGGCGCUCACGUUUGUCCCGCCCAACGACGACGUCGCGACCGAGUCGGAAAUCAUUUACGACACGAGCUACUGGGGCAACAGCUCCGGCGUGUACACGUCGUGGCCGUCUUUCCAGUAUCCCGGAACCGCGGCGCAAGUCGAGGCCUGGAAGGUCAUGGAUGGCGUCAACUUCACCCCGACAGCGGCUCUGGCGAGACAGGCGACCGGACACUACAGCAACCUGGAUAGGUCCAACUACCACCUCGUCACCAACUCCAAGGUGAUUCGUGUCGACGUGGAGGAUGGCACUGCCACCGGCGUUGCAUUCCGCCCGGGUGAUGAUGCGGCUGGUGAGGUCACCACUAUCGCUGCCAAGAAGGAGGUCAUCAUAUCCGCCGGUGCGGUCCACACUCCCCAGAUUAUGCAGCUGAGCGGAUUGGGUCCAAAGGAUAUUUUGGAAGAGGCUGGUAUCGAAGUCAAGGUCGAGCUUCCCGGUGUCGGCAAGAACUUCCAGGACCACCCCAUGCUGACUGCCCGGUUUACUCUUCGCAACUUCAACUUCUCCCCAUCGGGCAGCGACUUGGUCGCGAACGGCGAGUUCCGCGACUGGGCCAACGAGGUCUGGGAGAAGAACAGGACCGGCCCCUACUCCAUCGCCACCGGCAACGCCGCCGCGUGGCUCUCGUUCCCCACCAUUUCCGAGCGGUACGAGGAGGUGGCCACCCUCCUCGAGGAGCAGGAGCACGCCGCAUACCUGCCCGAGGGAACGGACGAAACCGUGGCCGCCGGGUACGCCGCGCAGAUGAAGUCGUACGCCGAGGCCCUCCGGAGCAACCACACGGCCUUUUACAACCUAGUGUUCACGUCGGGCCCGUCCAACGGCAUCCUCGUCGAUCUCCACCCCCUCAGCCGCGGCACGAUCAACGUCGACCCCGCGGACCCGGAGGGCAGCGAGCCCCUCGUCGACUAUCGCGCGCUCACCAACCCCCUCGAUUCCGUCAUCAUGGCGGAUAUCCUGCGCUACACGCGCAAGUUUUACCUGGAGAAUAGCGUCAACGCCGAGUACGAGGCGGCCGAGUCGCAGCCCGGCGCCCGCGUGCAGACCGACGAGGAGAUGGCGGCCUAUCUGCAGCAGACGCUCUCGCCCACCGAGUACCAUCCCGCGGGCACUUGCGCCAUGAUGCCCCUGGAGCUCGGAGGUGUCGUGGACGAGCAGCUCAAGGUGUACGGUGUCAAGAAUCUUAGGAUUGCCGAUGCAAGCAUCAUUCCCACGCUCCCCGGCGCCAACACUUGCCAGACAGUAUACGCUAUUGGCGAAAAGGCUGCGGAUCUGAUCAAGGCCGGAGCAUCGUCUGGGGAUUCUGAAGAGGCCGAGGAGGAAGCACCGGAGGUUGAAGAACCCGAAGUUGAGGAGCCUGAGGAUCCGGAGACUGAAGAGCCCGAGUCAGACUAA